Trypanosoma grayi is the source of this 816-nucleotide messenger RNA. RefSeq lists its product as hypothetical. The transcript has a single exon. NCBI's taxonomy places the organism in Eukaryota, Euglenozoa, Kinetoplastea, Trypanosomatida, Trypanosomatidae. The record is from RefSeq and is a predicted model, not a curated record. Bases 1 to 816 code for a protein of 271 amino acids.
AUGACAACUAUCUACAAUGCUGUCGAUACUUCUACGCUAGAUGAGCGUUGCAGAAUAGACCUCCUUGAUGGUGUGGCACAGCUGGAGCGGCACUCCGCGACACUGCCGAAGAAGGAUGUGACGCUGGCAGCACCAGACCUCCCGUGCUGCACAUUUGAAACGACCGUCUCGCAUUCCAUGAAGAAGCGCUGUGGCCAGGAUGAGGACGCGGUGGAGAGGUACUAUGCCGAGAAGAAGAAGAAUCAGGAGAGAACCAUGCAUGUGUCAAGCUCUACAUACUUUAAGGAGCACAAUCCCAAGUUCGAUGGGGCACUACCCUCCACAGAGCCCUUCCGCGAGACGCGUGACCGCAAUGAAUUGACGGGCAGGGAGAAGGAUUUUGUGCAUCGCUACGCGGAGGCCGCGAUAAAAAAUUCAGCCGAACGCGAAAUCCCUGAUGAUGCACCAACGCGGGCUGCAACGGAGGCAUACACGAAGGCCUUCCGCGAGUACAAGGGUCGGAAUCCUUCCAAGAAGGAGCUGGAAGAGGUUGGCAGGCUUUGGUUUGCCUUUGCUGAAGACGGCACUGUUGGCGUGGUUCAGAAGCCCCACCAUUACGGCCCUCACUCACAUGUGUCUAUCUGUAAUCGUCGCCACGUGCGAUGCCCCAACCAGGUUUACAAGGCGGAGCUACCGCCUGUGCGGGGGGCGCGCACCCGCUUUCCCGGUCCAAUUCCAGUCUGGUCGUCGACACAGAAUACAUAUACAAUGGUUUCAGGCGAUACUUAUGUAUCUGGACUGCAUAACGUAAGCAAAUUUGGAUCGGCUUCUUCUUAG